AUGGAGGACAACUUCGCAUUCAUAGACUGCACGAAAAGCGACAGAUCCACGAAGAAAUUGGUGCGCAGUCAUGCGAUGAAGGGUAAAAAUGCGGGCAAAACCCACCAUCGACGUUCGAGACUGGACCUGAGCCGGUCACACAAGUCCGGACAGUCGGCUCUUGUACAACCUCUUGACAGACUCAAUAAUCAAGAAUGUAGAAUGGGCUUGCUAGGCUUGACUUACGAGGCCGUGGGAGAACAGCUGCUGGCCAUCCCGUUUCCAAUCGAGGCUACAUCGCAGAAUCGACCCAUUAUCAACCAAUUCUUUGCUGUUGUAGUGGACGCCUUACAUCCUCCGGAGCUGUGUCGUUCGCUAGAUGUGGUCAAGUCGUACUGGUUACGCUUGCUGUUCAUGGAUACGACUUCAUAUCACUGUGCCAUCGCGCUGUUGGCCACGCUGAAUAACUUCUUCUUCGGCGCGCAAGGCGUUUCGUCCAGAGCGAUAUACCAUCUCAGCCAAGCAGUCCGUUUGGUCAAUCAGCAACUGCAAACCGCACAAGCUCUAUCCAACUCCAAUCUGACAGUGGUCAAUUUCCUGAUAGUGCAUGAAUUGCUGGGAGAGUCCAGGUUGGAAGCCGAAAUCCAUCUGAGAGGACUUCACAGGAUGGUCAUGUUGCGAGGAGGACUCAUGAAUCUAGAGGACUCCGAACCCAGCCUGCUGGUCCUGAAGAUCUGCAAGACUGACCUGGACUUUGCUCUCAACUAUGGUACCUCGACGUGCUUUUAUCGAGAUCGCAUGGCCAACGUCGCCCUAACCUUGGCAACCAGAGGGUUCUUCAUGAACAGGACCAUGGGCGGAUUAGCGUUGCGGUUCAAUGGACUGGACCCUACACUCCAGCAAAUACUGGUUGACCUGAUCAGUAUCGCCUCCCUGUUCAACGCGGGUUGUAGAAUGGAUCCUCACACGCUUCAAGAGGUCGUCGUCUCCGUCGGAUACCGCUUGAUUCGGUUCCACCCACUGUGCGGACCCUGUCUGGAGGACAAAUUAUCAUCGGCCUUUCAUAUUGGACUCACAAGCUUGCUGACAACCCUGUUCCUGCGACUUGGUGGUCGCCGUUUUCUGAGGUACAGUCCUGUAACCGAACGCCUCAAAGAAGUCAUAGAAUCGGGCUUGGACGAGGACGAUCACGAUCUGAUGCUCUGGCUUCUGUUCAUCGGCCGUGUCUCUGUCCUGGAGGGACCGGACCAGGACUGGAUAGUCCCGAGGAUCCGACAAGCAGUCCUGUCUUUAGGUAUCACAAGCUGGGCAGGCGUCCAUCGUUGCAUACUUCAGUUUCCGUGGAUCAACGCCCUUCAUGACAAGGCUGGGAAAGCGCUCUGGGAAUCGGUGCUGGGAAGUGAUGGUUGUUCUCAAGCAGAUUGA
This is a messenger RNA of Exophiala xenobiotica, 1404 nucleotides long. RefSeq lists its product as uncharacterized. NCBI's taxonomy places the organism in Eukaryota, Fungi, Ascomycota, Eurotiomycetes, Chaetothyriales, Herpotrichiellaceae. The transcript is spliced from 4 exons. The coding region runs from base 1 to 1404 and encodes 467 amino acids. The record is from RefSeq and is a predicted model, not a curated record.